This is a messenger RNA of Neolamprologus brichardi, 857 nucleotides long. Lineage: Eukaryota; Metazoa; Chordata; Actinopteri; Cichliformes; Cichlidae. The record is from RefSeq and is a predicted model, not a curated record.
UGCCUGCAGUUUGUGUUGAUGGUGUUCAAUGGUGAAAGGCCAGAGUCCAUCCAAGCCACAGGGAUGCUGCUUGACUCAGGAGUGGAUGAAUCAGUGGUUGUGACGAUGAAAUUCUCCAGGAAGAGAAUGGCCUUGUGUGCCUUUUUAAUUGCAGCCCGACUUCCAAAUGACGCUGUCAUUGCGGGCACUAAGGGUUCCAUUAAAGUUCUUGGCCCCAUGCACUGCCCCACCAAACUGCUGGUGAAUGACAAGGAAACAGAGUACCCUCUGCCUGAGCCGUGUCUCCCUCUGAAUUUUACCAACAGCACAGGGCUGCACUAUGAGACAGAAGAAGUGAGGCAAUGCCUGCUUAAAGGACUUAAGGAGAGUGAACGGAUGCCUCUGGCAGAUUCUGUCUUGCUGACAGAGAUCAUGGAUGAAAUCAGGAAACAAGUGGGAGUUGUCUUCAACCAAGACAGCCAGUGACGCCACUGUCAAGCAGAGCUGUUUCACCUGACCAAAUCCUACUAACAUGUAACAGAAGGAGUUGCUUGAGGCAGCUGGAAUGAGCCGAUCAAUCAGAGCACCAUGUGACAAAGCAUGGCAGCUGUGAAGGACUCAGUAAAUUUUUGGAAUAGGUAAAUGUUGGUUGCAUUAUUAGGCAGUUUGCUCUCCGUAUAGUCUUUUUAGCUUCAAUAUAAACCCAUGAUAGCUCAAAACAUAGUUAUCCUACCCCAGAUCUACUAUGUAAAUACCGUGAAAUACACUACAUGAGAAACAUUGCCAAAUUUUGUAUUACACAGAUUAAGCAGAGAGAUUGAAAAUAUGAUUUAAACCAGAUGAAUCGCAACGUAAACAGAUAGAGCAACUGCCUUGUG